AAAGGGGCGGGGUGGUCGGAGCUGCUGUGCUGGCAGCAGUAGGCGAGGGCGCGGCUGCGGGGUUCCUGGUGCUGAGGACGGACGCCAUUGGAGCCCCAGGGAAGCAUGGCCGAGGGAAGCUACAGCGUGCAGUCGGGGAGCUACGCUGUUGAAGACAUGGAGGAAGGCAGAGGCGAAGCGGGCAGGGAGGAAGAGAUGGUGGAAGGAAACGACUACGAAGAAUUCGGUGCUUUUGGUGGCUAUGGCGCCCUCACCAGCUUUGACAUCCACCUGCUCAGAGCCUUCGGCAGCCUGGGGUCGGGCCUUCGCAUCUUAUCGAACGAGCCCUGGGAACUGGAAAACCCUGUGCUGGCCCAGACCCUGGUGGAGGCUUUGCAGCUGGACCCGGAAACACUGGCCAAUGAGACGGCCGCCCGUGCUGCCAACGUAGCCCGCUCUGCCGCCUCCAACCGAGCCGCUCGGGCUGCUGCCGCUGCCGCCCGCAGGUCCUUCAACCAGGUGAUGGGGAACCACCGGCAGCCCACACCGCAGGCCUCGGGACGUGUGAGCCAGCCCGUGCCGGACGCCAGGGCCCCGGGGGCCGCCCCGGAAACACCUCCUGCUUCUCCGCAGAUCUCCCCCCCGAUGUCGGGCCCCAGCACGAUGGCUGCCCCUGGGGCUCCGGCCGCCUCCUCCUCACCGUCGCCCACUGCCUCCCAGGCCCAGGAGGCUGCUGCCGAGGGCCCCAGUGCGGCCCGCACAUCCUCGCAGGCCCCCAGUGCCGCCGAGACGGAUGCCACCCGGGCCCCGACCGCCUUGCUGGGUCAGAAUGACGUCUUUGAUUUCACUCAGCCCGCAGGUGUCAGCGGCAUGGCCUUCCCACGCCCCAAGAGGCCGGCCCCGGCCCAGGAAGCGGCCACAGAGGGCCCCAGCGAUACGUCCGGGGGCCCCCAGGCUGCAUCUGCCGGGGAGGUGGAAGCCACCCGGCCCAAGAUGACCAAGUCUGGGAAGGCUCUGGCCAAGACUCGCUGGGUGGAGCCUCAGAAUGUUGUGGCAGCAGCUGCGGCCAAGGCCAAGAUGGCCACAAGCGCCCCUGAGCCUGAGGGUGCAGCUGCCACCGCUCAGCACAGCGCUGAUCCUUGGGCCAGGAUGGGAGGCAAGAGGACAAAGAAGUCCAAGCACCUGGACGAGGAACACGAGAGCAGCGAGGAGGAGAGAGAGCCUGUGGCGGUCCCACAGACCUGGAGAGCGUCACAGCCGCCCCUGCCGGCGCGGGCUCAGGUGGCCCCUCGGCCCCCGAUGGCCGCCACGUCUCAGAUCCCGUCCAGGCACGUCCUGUGCUUGCCCCCACGCAACGUGACCCUUCUUCAGGAGAGAGCAAACAAGUUGGUGAAAUACCUGAUGAUCAAGGACUACAAGAAGAUCCCCAUCAAGCGCUCAGACAUGAUGAAGGACGUCAUCCGAGAAUAUGACGAGCACUUCCCCGAGAUCAUCGAGCGAGCCACCUACACGCUGGAGAAGAAAUUUGGGAUCCACUUGAAGGAAAUCGACAAGGAGGAGCACCUGUACAUCCUCAUAUGCACGCGGGACUCUUCAGCUCGCCUCCUGGGAAAGACCAAGGACACCCCCAGGCUGAGUCUGCUCUUGGUGAUCCUGGGCGUCAUCUUCAUGAACGGCAACCGCGCCAGCGAGGCUGUUCUCUGGGAGGCGCUCCGCAAGAUGGGACUGCGCCCCGGGGUGAGGCACCCGUUCCUGGGCGACCUGAGGAAGCUCAUCACUGAUGACUUCGUGAAGCAGAAGUACCUGGAGUACAAGAAGAUCCCCAACAGCAGCCCCCCGGAGUAUGAGUUCCUGUGGGGCCUGCGCGCCCGCCACGAGACCAGCAAGAUGCGGGUGCUGAGAUUCAUCGCGCAGAACCAGAACCGAGACCCCCGGGAAUGGAAGGCUCGCUUCCUGGAGGCUGUGGACGAUGCCUUCAAGACGAUGGACGUGGACAUGGCCGAGGAGCACGCGCGGGCGCAGAUGAGGGCCCAGAUGAACAUCGGCGACGAGGCUCUGGUCGGCCGCUGGAGCUGGGACGACAUCCAGGCCGAGCUCCUGACCUGGGAUGAGGACGGGGACUUUGGCGACGCCUGGGCCCGGAUCCCCUUUGCCUUCUGGGCCCGCUACCACCAGUACAUCCUGAACAGCAACCGUGCCAACAGGAGGGCCACGUGGCGAGCUGGCGUCAGCAGCGGCAGCAACGGUGGGGCCAGCACCAGCGUCCUAGACGGCCCCAGCACCAGCUCCACCAUCCGGACCAGAAACGCCGCCCGGGUCGGCGCCAGCUUCUUCUCCUGGAUCCAACACCGUUGAUGGCCUGAGCCAUCUUCCUCACCAAGCCGGAGUGCCGCCUUGGAUUCCUUCUUAACACAGCCCUCCCGGCGGUGGCUUUCCCUGGGGGUCGGACGUGGCCUGCAAGACGAAGCUCUCCUCGCUGCUCCUGCUUUCUCGUGUGCUUUCUCUUGUGCUUUCAUGUUUUUGGUAUCAGUGUUACAUUAAAUUUGCAGA
This is a messenger RNA of Lepus europaeus (European hare), 2529 nucleotides long. Its product is annotated as melanoma-associated antigen D4. Lineage: Eukaryota; Metazoa; Chordata; Mammalia; Lagomorpha; Leporidae. Gene Ontology annotation, biological process: negative regulation of transcription by RNA polymerase II. Bases 106 to 2334 code for a protein of 742 amino acids. The transcript has 13 exons. The record is from RefSeq and is a predicted model, not a curated record. Gene Ontology annotation, cellular component: nucleus.